AUGGCUAACUCGCAGUACGGUAGUAUGAUACCCAAUUCCCAUAUAGCCCUGAAAUUUUCCUCUGGCCAAGAAUCACCACAACCACACCAGCCCAGCCAGGUACUUUACUGUAUGAUACAAGUACAGUACAAGUACAAGUACAGCGCAGGCACCGACCAACCACGGCCCAAAGAAAGAAAGGAGAUCCCAGUGAACCCCCUCCUCCCUAGUUCACCUCUCUAUCAAAAGCUCCGCAAAGUGCUAGUAACAACAGUACUGCACAGUACAGCACACUACUCAUGCGCCGAGAAAGAAGGAAGAACAAAGGCGAGAUCCGAAUAGUUCUAUAAUCUGUCGCUAUGAUACAACUCUUUCCUUCUUCGAAACAACAACAAAAAAAAAAAUGGAACAGCGAGCCAGCCAGCGAAGGAAUGAAUUCCCUUCCUAUAGGGCCGUAUGAACACAAGUAACCGGUAUGAUAACUGUGUAUCAUACCUAGGUAGGUAUGGUAAUUAUGAUAAUAUUAUUAUGAUAAGUCUAACCAGAGCACAAACCAACCCCCUCCCCGCCCCCCUCAAGAAGUCCGGGCGCGCAAUAACCCAUCCUACAGCCGCAAGAAAGAAAGUAACAUGGUCAAGGUAAUCUCACUACCGUUACACUCACAUAGCAUGCAGGAACUAGACUAAAUGCACGUCCCGCCCGCAUGCCCGCACCAGCCACCACCACCACCCCCCCCCAAAAGGAAAGGGUAAAUUAGAUAACCUUACUUUAUGAUACUGUUAUCUCCCGAGUAGAGUAUAUAUAUCGAACCUGGUUGGUAUCGUAUCGUACUCCAUGCCACAAAAAAAAAAAAAAGCCCCCCGAAUAACCUCCCGACCUCGAUGCAGUUGGCGACGGAUAUUUUACUGCGGUGCGAUGUCCUCGAGCACGGUACAGUACAUAGGAAGGAGGGGAGGGGAAGUGGGGUGUAUGGAGGGCUGAAAUGAAUGAUACGGCGGCUUGCUUGGCGGAGUUAUUUUUUAUUUUUUUCCCUUCUUCCCGUUUGUGUUACGGGAGAUAUUUACACAGUUAUUUACUUGUUUGUGCUUCUUC
Molecule: messenger RNA, 1071 nt
Organism: Tuber melanosporum (Perigord truffle)
Lineage: Eukaryota; Fungi; Ascomycota; Pezizomycetes; Pezizales; Tuberaceae
Exons: 1
Coding region: 1-321 (106 amino acids)
Source: RefSeq, a predicted model, not a curated record